GGGCGGGCGGGCUGGGGGCUGUUUGUAACUUUGCUGCCUCGGUCGCCGCGGUCCCCGGGGAGCGGGCUCCAGCGCUCGCUCCCAUUGGCCGCCGCCGCGUCAGCUGGUGCGAUUUGCUGCUGUCGCUUUUGGCGUUCGGCCAUCCAGAAACAAACCAGUUCGAUGACUACUAAUAGUUAUAGCCAGAUGUACUAAUACACAACAAAUCACAGUCCUGCAGAGGGGCGCGCAAAUGAGUUCCUAUUUUGUGAAUCCCACUUUCCCCGGGAGCCUGCCCAGCGGCCAGGACUCCUUCUUGGGCCAGCUGCCCCUCUACCCGGCCGGCUAUGACGCGCUGAGGCCCUUCCCGGCCUCGUACGGGGCGUCGAGCCUCCCGGACAAGACGUACACCUCACCUUGUUUCUACCAACAGUCCAACUCGGUCCUGGCCUGCAACCGGGCGUCCUACGAGUACGGGGCCUCGUGCUUCUAUUCUGAUAAGGACCUCAGUGGCGCCUCGCCCUCGGGCAGUGGCAAGCAGAGGGGCCCCGGGGACUACCUGCACUUUUCUCCCGAGCAGCAGUACAAACCCGACAGCAGCAGCGUGCCGGGCAAAGCCCUCCAUGACGAAGGCACCGACCGGAAGUACACGAGUCCUGUUUACCCCUGGAUGCAGCGGAUGAACUCCUGCGCGGGUGCUGUGUAUGGGAGUCACGGGCGCCGAGGCCGCCAGACCUAUACACGCUACCAGACGCUGGAGCUGGAGAAGGAGUUCCACUUCAACCGCUACCUGACGCGGCGCCGCCGCAUCGAGAUCGCCAACGCGCUCUGCCUCACCGAGCGCCAGAUCAAGAUCUGGUUCCAGAACCGCCGCAUGAAGUGGAAAAAGGAAAAUAAACUCAUCAAUUCCACACAGCCCAGCGGGGAGGACGCUGAGGCAAAGGCGGGCGAGUAA
Mustela lutreola (European mink) is the source of this 934-nucleotide messenger RNA. RefSeq names its product homeobox A6 (gene HOXA6). Gene Ontology annotation, biological process: anterior/posterior pattern specification; regulation of transcription by RNA polymerase II. The transcript has 2 exons. Gene Ontology annotation, cellular component: nucleus. Bases 233 to 934 code for a protein of 233 amino acids. The record is from RefSeq and is a predicted model, not a curated record. Gene Ontology annotation, molecular function: DNA-binding transcription factor activity, RNA polymerase II-specific; RNA polymerase II cis-regulatory region sequence-specific DNA binding. NCBI's taxonomy places the organism in Eukaryota, Metazoa, Chordata, Mammalia, Carnivora, Mustelidae.